UCUUGUUUAUACUUCUUGUAAUGUGCUUGGCGUGGCAGGCGCGGGGUGCUGUGAACUGCACCGCGACUGGCGCCGGCCGUUUCGCCGAACCCGACGACACAACCUGCCAGAACUACACACUCUGCGUCCUCAGCGGCUCCACUUACCUCUCCUACGACUACGUCUGCCCCACCACCUCCCUGUUCAACCCCAACACCGCCAUGUGCACCACCGACUACACUUGCCCCACCACCACUACGAAUACGACGAGUACCUCGAUUUGUACGGCGGAAGGCUACUUUGCUGACUCCAAUUCCACCGACUGCUCGAGCUAUAUCGAGUGCGUCGACAUCAACGGCACAUACACGGAAACCACGUUCACUUGCCCCAACAAUACGUAUUUCAACCCGAACACUACUCUGUGUGAGUCCGAUUACAACUGCACCACGACGGCCACUUUUGCUUGUUCUGCUGCUGGAAGGUUCGCGAACUCCGCCGACACCACCUGCCAGACCUACUACUUCUGCGUCCUCCAGUCUGACGGUACUUACGUCCAGUACGAGUACACUUGCCCCACUACAUCCGUUUUCAAUCCCACGACGCGAAUGUGUACCACUUCUUACACUUGCACCUAACAUUGGUAAUUAAAAGUGGAAAGCACGAUAAAAUAUUAUGAUGGUGAACUGAGA
Molecule: messenger RNA, 668 nt
Organism: Aricia agestis (brown argus)
Lineage: Eukaryota; Metazoa; Arthropoda; Insecta; Lepidoptera; Lycaenidae
Exons: 2
Coding region: 21-614 (197 amino acids)
Cellular component (GO): extracellular region
Molecular function (GO): chitin binding
Source: RefSeq, a predicted model, not a curated record